GUCCCGUUUUUGUUUGAGUCACAACGCAAGUCGUAGUAACGGUGUCAUUUGUAAAUCAAUUUUAAAGAUCCAGUAUUAUUUUUGUGAUUUUGCUAGUUGUUUGAAUUCGCUGCAAACGAAUCGUUAUGUCGACGGAACUGGAAAAGUUUCUGUCCACGUUGAAGGGCUGCCUCGACACGCAGCACUCAGCCCGUGCCAAGGACUGUGUGGCCAGCAUCGGAACGCUCGUAGCCGGUCCGGAGGCACUAAAUGCUGCGGAAAUUGAGUACUCCCUGGACACGAUCCUCAACUCGCCCAACGGCCUUCUCGCGUUUCUCCGCCGCGCCAUCAAAGCCUCCGGCCGGUUCCAGAAGGCGAACGAGCAAAUCUUCGAUCUCUUCCGGCGGCUCAUCCAGCAGCACGCCACACCGGUUCGCAAAUCCUCGGCCGGAAUGCUGCGCGAGUGCAUCCGCUACGUUCAUUCCUCGUCGGUGAGUGCCCGCGAGCGCGAACUGGCCACGGCCGUCGUCCAGGAUCUGGUCGUGUAUCGCUGUCUGGACGACGAUGUCCACGGCAUGACCCAGCUGCUGACAGAUUUGCUGGCGGUUUUUGACCAACGGAAGCUCACCAAUCGCUUCCAGCAGGCCCUCUUUGAGCUCGUUGGUCUGUUGGCACGAGACUUCCCCGAGUGUGUCUCGCAGGAGCACCAAGCGAAGAUUCUGACCACCAUGAUGAGUGUGGCCGAGGGGCAGCUGCUGGAGGAGAGCUACCCGUCGUUGAUUUCGCUGGCAGGUGCGCUGCAAGGGUUGAACCAUUUUUUAGUCAAUUUUGCACCACCCGGCAGCGGCAACGAGGAAGACGAGGCGAGCGGGAGUGAUGUUUACCGCCGGAUUUACGUGCUCGUCAAGAAGCUAUCCGAUUGGGACGAAGCCGUCAAGGAGCGGCAGGCGUUUAGAAACGCCCUUCAGCUGCUGGAGCGCCACAGCGCCCUGUUCGGGCGGUUCCUGUACGUCGACUACAUCUACUGGCAGACCAUCCUGACCGGCAAGUGGAUCCGUUCGACCGUCGAGGAUCGCAAGUGCGGAAUCUACGCGCUUGCCGCCCUACACCGCGAGCUUGGUCGGGAACUGCUCAGUCGAGAAGCUGCCGAAGAGCGGGAAGCGCUGGUGGCAGUCUUGAGCUAUUUCAUGAAGUACUUCAAGGGGGUGCUGAUGGGGUCGGGGUCGAAACCGUUUGAGGUUAGGAUCGCUAUCCGGGGGUUCGGAGCGAUGGCUGGGGCGUGCGCCCGGUUGAUGUCCGAAGAGUACAUGCAGGAGCUGCUGCUGCUGGUGAUGCAGCGGACAGAGUACGUUUACUUGGUGGAGGAUAAGUCUGGAGAGCAGUUGGAGCACUUGCCGGAUUUGGUUCAAGCGCUGUCGGAGAUUAUGGGUCAUGUCCGGGAGCUGACUGGGGUUCAGGUGAGCUCGCUGCAGAACAUCGUGAUCGGGUUGAUUAAGGAUUUUCACUUUCUGAGUACGGCGCAUCAUGAGCUGGUGGUGAGUUCCGUGAUGAGGACGUUCGACAAUCUGAACAAGCUUGGGGGUGGAGUGCUGGAAGCGUUGCUGGACAAGAUUAUUCUGAGAGGACUGGUGUGGAGUUGCUCGCAUACGUUGGUGAUCGAUGCGAACCAGAAUCGGGAUGAGUCUGCCAACUGGAAGGACUUUGUGACGUACAAAAACUAUCUUCCUUUGUGGAGAGGUCUACUUGCUGAAGGAAACUCGCACGGUGUUGAUCGUACGCCGUUGAUCAAGCUGAUCUACUCCCAGCUGAUAAAAAGCUUGUUCCUGAUCCUGGACAAGCUGAACUUAACCACCCGGAAGCGAACCUUCAAAGACGAGUCCGGUGAAGAUCGCGAGCUGUUCUUCUGCGACCCGAACGUGGAUUUGGUGCCGAUAAAGCCGAAAGAUUUUCACAUCUUCUUCAACCUGGUGGAUUUGUACCAGGACCUGCUGCGGUACAACGCCCCCGUGAGAGAUCACUUCGAGGACUGGAUUCCGGUCUAUUUCGAUUAUAUGGUGAAGAUGGCGCUGAAGCAUCCCUUGGUCAGUGGGUUUGUGAAGCUGAUUGACCUGGGUCUAACCACAGCAGAUCACUUGCAGUAUUUUCAGAACCAGCAAUCAUCGGCUAAGUUGGCGACCGUCAACUUGCUCGUGUACUUCAUCGAGCUUCAAAUCGCCAAGGGUCGCCACUCGAUCGGUGAACUACAGCUGACCUGCUUGCGGUUCGUCCUCAGUGCUCCCGUGACGCUCCUGGAGAGCUUCCUCGAAGAUUCCUCCGACCUGCUCGAAGUGUUUCGCAUCGCGUUCCAGGUCGGAAAAGGUAUCCUCACGCUGGCCAACGUGGCCCUCGGCUGCGUCCAACGGAUCGUCGCGCACGACUCCCCAAUCGCACCGCAAAACCGCGAACGCGUACUCGUCACCAUUCUCCCACUGCUCGACAGUUACCUACAAACGCGGGACAGCAACGUCCCGGCGCCGAUCACCGGUCAGUUAACGAGGUUCCAGCGGAAGCGGAGCGUCAACCUGACCAGCGCCAAGAUCGAAAAGAUCAAGCUGCAGCACGCACUGGCCAGCUCCGAGAGCGAGCUGGUUAAGUUUCAGCGUCGAAUUCUGCUCUUUCUGGGGGACAUCGAGCCGGGCCUGUGCACCCGAAUGGUCCACCGGGAAGAGGGAAGCUCUGCGACGGAACGUCCCCUGGUGCUGUGGGACCUCGACUCGAACUGUAGCAUCGUGCUGCAGCUGUUGAGCGGAGUCGGAGUUCGGCCGAUCAUCAAGCUGGACACGAUCAUUGCGCGGGUUUGUACGCUAGCGGUGGGUUCGAGCGAUCGGCGUACGAAGGUGGCCGCUUGCGAGCUGCUCCACGCGCUGGUGCUGUACAUCAUCGGGAUUCAGUACCAGGACAAGAUGACAAAGUUGUGGACCGAACUGUGUGGCCACUUGCUGCAGCUGGCCACCGAUCCGGACCUCGCCAUCUGUCAAAUGUUCGAGCCGCUGAUCUUCCAGAUCAUACACUACCUAACGCAACCGUCCAAGAUCACCCAAAAGGGAACGGAAGUGCUGGCGUCCUGUCUCAUGGAGUCCAUCUCGCAUCCGAGCGAUACCGGAGUCCGCGAUCUGGCGGCUCGCUGCAUUCGUGAAUUUUUCCUAUGGGCCAUCAAGCAGACACCGGCCGGGCAGCAGCCCACGGUGUCCAGCUCGUCGGCUGUGAAUCUGUCGGUGAUACUGGAGCAGCUGCGCACGUACAGCAUGGACAGCAAUCCCCAUCGACGUCAGGGUGCGGCGCUGGCGUUCAACAACAUCUAUCGAAUACUACGCGAAGAGGAAACCCAAAUCGAGCGAAGCUGGCUUGAUUUGUACUACGUGUUCAGCAUGAACUACGUCAUGACCGAGGAAUUUGACAGUUCGGCUACCAAUCUGGAGCAGAUUUCCGCAACCAUCGAUCAUCUGGUACGUGUGCUGGUCGAGAGGAACGACCUGUUCAAUCGUCAGAACCCGUCCAGAGUGGUUCCCAGUGCAUUCGGUGGUAGGUUGUUAAAGGACCUGGUUCGGUGGCUGUUUGGACAGUGUAGUUCCCGCGAGGAAAGCUAUCGGCACAAGUGUAUGGAAGUGUUUCCAAAGCUGGCGAAAGCGGUUGCGGGAUGUGCUACCGAGCGUGCUUUCAUCCAACAGUACCUAGAGGAUCGAACCAUCCUGGAUAUCUGCGAUCAUGUCAACGUUAUCCAAGGUAUCGCCAAAACGCCCACUCUUCAGUUCAUUGUCGAUGAAAACCUCCCGAUGAUCGCCAACAUCUACCUCUGGCUGGAAUACUUCAUCUCCACGUUGGACAUGUACUGCUGGCUACUCAAGGGAUCCCUACUGCAGAAUCCCAGCUGGUUCAUGGAAAACUCCAAUCUGUUCGCAGCCAUCCGGUUCUUCAUCUCCCUCGUAGCGAGUGCGACCAUGUUCAACCUGAUGCUGCUCGUUCGGCCCGAGUUCGUCGACGAGAGCCAAACCAGCGUCGAGUUCCGCAUUUGCGUCGACAAAAUCAUCAAGUUCAACCUGCUAAAGUGCACGAUCACCGUACGUAUCGUCGACUUGCUCAGCUGGAUCAUGCACCAAAGCUACUACAGCAGCGUCCCGGAGAACUUUUGGGAGCAGCCGCAAGUGGCCGCUUUCAUGAUCGAUCUGAUCUUUGAGCCCCAAAAGAUGGGAUUCGAUUUCAAGUCGUGCCAGGACACGAUCGCGGAAUAUCCCAAACGCAUCGAACAUUUGCUGGAUAGAGUGGAACGCUUCGAGAACUUACAAUUUAGAGAGAUGGUAUACGAGAAGAUCUCGGACAAGCUGACGUUCACCUACCAGGAGCUUUCCGAACGACUGGAGCGUCUGCUGAAGCUGGAAACAAUUGGCUUGGAAGACAACAACAACGCAAAGGGAAUUCUAACAAUCGCCAAGCGUUACGAAUCGUACCAACAGUACUUCAGCUUAGAAACCAAGAGUUCGCUCCGGACAAUCUCCGAGCGAAUCCUGAAAACCAUUUUCGAUGCGCUGAAGGAGCAGCGACUGGGCGAGUGGUUCCAAAUUCCGUUGACACCCUCACUGAAACGAUUCGCUACUGUUGUGCUCAAGAUUGCUUUCAAGUUUAUGUCAACGCAAGCAUUGGACCCGCUGAUUGAUCUUCUUCUCAGCAAGGUCGAGCUGCGACUGUUCCAGCAAAGCGGAAGCUCCGUUCAUCACGGGGAACACUUCGUGACCACGUUCGAGGAAGCAGUCUUCGAGUUUGUGCUGGACCAGUUCCCGACCAGUUUCGAGAAGCUGCUUCAACGCUUGGACGCAGCGAACUUUUCCGUAAUUGUCAAGCUGCUGUGCAGCUUCCUGGAGUUCAACUACCAGAGAAAGCGGUCGGAUAUUCCCGUGUUGAAAACGGUCACCGAAGCCAUGCUGGACAAGUGGACCGUGAUACUGCAACGUGCCCAAACCUUGGAGAAUAAGUUCGCCGCUGUGGAUCUCCAGCUGAUCGAGCUAAUGUCUUGCGUAGCGAUGGCCAGCCCCAACCCGCUAGGUCAAAUAGGGCGAAAAGCGACAGGACUCCAGCCGUGGCUUCUGAACCUGAUCGGCAACAGUCAAAUCACCCUAGAGCUCAAAUCGAAAGCAGUGUUCCUGCUUCCAACUCUGGUAGGAGACACGGACUUUGACAGCGCCCCAGUUUCGGACGCUUUGCAGAGCCUGCAGAAUCAACACUUUCCGCUUCGCUCGUCCGAGUUUACGCCGAACAGCGUCGAGCGAAUCAGCUUCGAGAACUGCCUCGUCGGACUGCUGGAUGCGAUGGUCGUUUCCAGGUCACCGGUCCUGCUGAAGGCGAUCAUCAACGCUACAGCGGCAGACGGUGAACACAUUGCCGAGGCAAAAAUACGAAGUGCGCUAGGUGACUACAUGAAACCACAAAACAGCAACCAGCAAUGCUACAACUUGAAGCUAAUCUUCGGCCAGUUUUGUGAUGAAUCGCUGGAACCGUUCAUCCGGUUGACGAUGCUGAAGCGGUUCCUGAUAAGCGGGCUGCGAAUGUGCAGCUUCGAAGCUCUCUCGACGUUCUACAAGAGCAACAUCAAGAAAAUCAACGACAUGAUUCGCAGCAACUACGGACAGUUUGGAUCCGGUUGGGAAGCGGAGCAGGCGCUCAUCAACAGGUUCGGUGGAUAUCAGCUGAUUGAGCUGUACGUGGCAGUUCUACCCCGAGACGUGAUUCUUUCCGAUGACUGUCCGGUUGCGAAAACACUUUACGGAGAAGGUAAAACUCCAGGCAACAAGAUGAUCACCGACUUUACCAAGAAAGCGUACGCCGCGCGCUCGGAAGUGUUCCUUACGCCGGACUCACCGACGGCGGAACUGUUCAGAAAGUAUCAAUGCGCCGCCUACCGGACACUAGCGGCAAUCAUCAGCAACACCAAAGAUGACCUUCAGCUGUACAAUGUCCUGCUGUUCCGGGAGAACGGUGAUAAAAACGAGUUCAUCUGGCGAAAGCUGAUCAACUGCUCGGAGAACCAUCUGUACGACGGAUUCGGCCAAGAGCUGGAAGAGUACCCGAAGAUUAAGGACAAGCUAGUGUCGAUAAGGCGGUUGACGGCUGUAUCUGCUUCAAACUCAAAUCGCUUCAAGUACAUCCAGAUGACUAGUGUUUUCGAAUCUUCGCUCAGCCAAGACGUCACCAAGUUGGACUUGAACUACUCGGUAGUGCGAACUACGCAGGAAGCAUCCACCUUGCAAGCGGACGAAUACAGUCAACAGCUGGCUCGCAAGACCACCAUAGCGUUGGAACGCUCCAAGGUCAACGAUCACGAGGUGAUGGCCACGGUUUGUGCCGUCAUCCAGCACAUGCACGAAAACAAGAUCACGCCCACGCCGGAAGGGGAUCGGGUCGUCCCACCGCCGUGGAUAAAAUUUCUAGCCGCUUCACUGCGCGAUCAACAGCAGCACAAGAACGUCCGGCUGUUCCUAGCCAAGGUGAUCGACAACUGUCGAACCUGGUUGAAACCGUACGCAGCGACGCUGAUUCCACCGCUAAUGCAGGUCAUCGUGGACGAAUGCAUCACAGCGCAGCUGAACACGUUCGUAACCGACCUGUACGCACUGAUCCUCGAGUGGAGUGACGCAUUUCAACCGUCAAGCUGCGACGAGAUCAGUCUCGCAUCCGGACUGGUGCGAUUCCUGAUGAGAAAUUGCUUCCACGCUCGUCGAGAAGUGUUCCGGCUAAACUUGGAGUUGGCUAAAAAUUUGAUCGAACGCUGGAAGACGGUUGUCAGCGUGCCGGUUCAGCUGCUGUACGACAUGAUCGGCCCAACCCAGGAUCCAGAAUCGGCGCAAAAUCUGUGCGGAUUGCAGUUGAAUGCGAUCGUGAUGGCUAAUGGGUUGGUACCGUGGACGGAAACGUCAAAGUUUGAUUUUGUUCGAGCGAUCUUUCGGUGCUUGGACUCGGAGAAGGUGGCCGUCUAUCGACCUGCGUCGGAACUGUUGGGUAUGUGCCUGGGCCAUCUGUACCCAGCCGGAGAGGAGAAGGAGGACGAGCGCUAUCAGAAUGAAUUUCUUGCUAAAUUAGUCGCGAUGCGAAAGCGGCUGGAGAAAAAGUUUAUGGACGUGGUGUACGGAAUCCAUAAGGCGUUCCCGGCGAUCGUGGAUUCGUUUUUGGCGAUCAUCACUCAUGCCAUUCCGACUGCAAGUGGUGCUUCGAAGAAAAUCCUUCUGGAAAUGUUGCUGUCUCGCGUUGAAGUGUACAAAGAGCAGGUGCACCGAGAGCUGAUUUCGCUAGAUUUGAAGGGUAUGCUCAAAGAUCGUAGCUAUCAACUGCUAGCGUUACACUUGAUCAACAAGUCCCUCGCGUUAAUGUCGGCGGAAAACCUUGAAGAUGUAAUAGAUAGUGUGAUUCUCCUAACCAGCAACGACCAGUCCGAUGUUCGUGAUGUUAUUUACGAGAUAAUGAUCUUCAUCUAUGAGAACUCGCAAGCAUCGUUGUCGGACGCAGCGAAACAAAAGCUACGCAAAGCUCUACUGACCGGCCUCACCGACGCUGAUCAAACGCUGCAAAACCACAUCUUCGACUUCUGGACGGAUCAGUCUCGCUUUCCUCAGGAUAUUGCCGCACGGUUCCAGCGCAUACUCGAAGAUCUUUACGAGCCUUCGCAGGAGAUGAACUUUCUCGGCUACGCAACGCACAUACUUUUGGACACGGCGGUACGCAAUCCGGAGUCCAAGCGUAGGAUCUUCCAGCACGAGUACGAAGCAGACGUCAAGCUGAAGGAGUACACGAUCGACACGCACUGGCGCCAGCGGAACUCCUUCGCAUCGGCUCCACUGUUUGUGGAAUCCCAGCAGCGGUUCCUGCUGGCAGGUGAUGGAUCCCAGAUGGAACGAAGGAUUCGAGCUACGCAGUUCUCCAACGAGGCGAACAUGUUCGAGCCAACGCAAGACCCCACGACCAUGACGCAGUCAGCGGCCAGUUUCACGCUGCCAACGCAGAACUCUCUUCUGUUUGAGAUUAAUCCUCCGAUGCUGGAUCGACGCUCGAAGCGUGUCGUUGCUGCGGCGAGUUCCGGCGCUAGUCCAAAAUCGUACGACAGUCUUCGACGGCGCAUCCUGAAGGACAAGGAACGAUCGAGUCGCGAUCAGGCGCUUCGUGCGAUCGAGCGACACAGUUACGAAGCGGUGCGGAAGGUCGAAAGUCACAAGAUGAAGCAGGGAGAAGUGGUUCUGUACCGGCGGUACCGAAUUGGAGAUUUCCCCGACCUGCUUAUCAACAGUCUGGCUCUGCUUUUGCCGCUGCAAGCACUUUGUAGGAGAGAUCCUCCGCUUGCGCGGCAGGUCUUCGUGGCGGUGUUUAGUGGCAUCUUGGACGAGUGGGAUCAAACGGAGCGGGACUCGGGGGAAGCCAUCGAUGCAAUCAAUCAGGCUAUUCAGAAAAUAUUUGGCGAAACCAAGAGCUGUGAUCCGAACCUGUUUGGAGCGUUGAUAGAGGUUGCGAUGAGCCGACCGAAGCAGUUUGAUUUGAAGGCUGAUUCUGUUGCGACGGUAGCUAGCGGUGCAAACAUGAUGAACAUGGGAGUGCUUUAUCUGGAGAACAAGCUGCACGAGUACGACUUUCCGGAUGAAUCGAUAGUUUCGCGAUCGUCUUCCGUGACGAUGGAAGCGAUUCAUUGGAUCAAGCUAGCUGAGCUGUACCACGGCUUAAGUGAGUACGACGUGCUGGGAGACAUCUUUUCCCACAAAAUGGACAGCGAUACGAGGCUGAAGGAAGCGAUCGAGCUGGAAAGCAAGGGCUUCUUCUACAAGGCUCGUGAGCUGUACCACCGGAUGUUGCUGGAGAACCAAAGCCGGAUUGCGGAGCACAACUUUUGCUUCCAGUCGUACUAUAACUGUUUCGAGCAGAUGGGAAUGUGGGAAGAUUUGGUUCCGAUUCUGGAGCAGCAGCUGGACGGCAGUGCCGAGGAGUUCUGGACGGACGAAUGGAACAUGGAGAACAUGCUGCCCAAGUAUGUACAUGCCAAUACGAGGCUGAAUCUGUCCGGAGAUGAACGGGGACGAGGAUUCAUAACCCUGCUUGACGCUUGGAUGCGUGUUCCAGACCGGAAGGAGCAUCUGAAGACCAACUUUGGCGAGGAAAUUUCCAUGCUGCAAUUGGCUAGUGGAGAGUACGCCAAAGGUAAGCUUUACUCGGAUCAAGUGUUGCUACAGUUUCUCGAAGAGUGGAGUUAUUUGGAUGUGCUGUCGGAUAAGCUACGAAUCCGGAAGCUGCUCGACAUACGCAAAGUGUCCGAAGUUCACACGCUGGGCAUUCUACUGGGUGAUUCUUUGCAAGAGAAGCGCAUCAAGAAGCUGGUCGCGAGUUGGGAGAACUCGCACCCGACCGCAUCCGACUCACCGGUCAUCUGGGACACCCUGCUUGCGUAUCGGAAGUUUGCUCUGAACAAGCUGGAAACCCAGCUGGAGGCUUCCACCGACGAUCGCUUGCUGCGGACGAACUUUGUUCGUCAGCUGACGGACGCCCUGUUCGCAACGGAACUGCGCCUGCUGGACGCUUCGUUCGAGCAGAACAAUCUACGUUUCGCACGGAAGGUCAUCAAACGACUGGACAUGGUAGCGGACGAGCAGAGCGAGCGGGGCUUCCGUUGGCGAAUCGCGCAGAACAAAUGGCGCCGGAUUUCCGAACUGGAGAGCGGCAACGUACAGCGGAUGGUAGCGAACUUCAAGCGUAUCAAGGGCGUCGUUGAUGACGAGAGAUUGCAGCGGUACCGUGCGGUGAGGGUGGAAGGACUGCACGAACUGUUCCGAGCGGGAGAGGAUCUGCGGGAGGUGCUACCGGGAGCGGUGGAGGCUAACACUGACGAGCUGAAGCGGCUGCUUGAGUACGAAGGAUCAGAUUUAGACACUGCGCUUGGAUCGUUCUCGCUGGAUUGUCUUCAGAAGUCGGUUGAGAUUGCGAAUACUGGACUAUUGGACAUCAGCGAUGAUCAUGCUCACGAGACUUCACUGCUGGCAGAUUGUCACUACAGGUUGGCGCAGUUUUGCUACGACGUACUGGAGAAGCAACCGCUUGGCGAGACCCUAAACCACGAACGUCACCUCAUCACGUCGCUGCUAGCGUCCAUGCAGUUCGGUUCCAAGCCAGCACGCCAGCUGUUUCCCGUUCUGUUACAGUUGCCCAACCUGCAGGAUGGGACGCUACACCGGUGCUUCAUCGAUGCCAGCGGACCCGUGCCGGAGUGGAUGUUCUUGCGGUGGAUUCCUCAGUUGCUCUCGUACGUUGACUUCUACCAGGAUUCCUUCCUAGAAAGCAUCCUACUGCGGCUUGCCGCCAGCUAUCCGAUGGCGUUGUACUAUCCGGCCAAGUUUGCCCACGGAGAGUGUACGAAGCGGUUUCCGGAGCGGACGAUGGGAUCGUUUGCCUGCCGGUUGAUGCAACUGCUGGAGUUUCCCCGGUUGGACCGGUUUGUGCAGGAACUCUCUCAGGUCGUGGUUCCGUGUAUGAAGGUGUCCAACAUGGCGUCAGAUCUCGCCAGGAAGCUGUCCGCCGGUUCGAAUUUAACGGGUGAGCAGUACCGAACAACUGUGUUGGAGUCGAUGAAGGAAGCUUUUCCGGAAUCUGUACGUGGGAUUGGUAGGGAACACGAAAAAGUGAUUUCGUUCAAGUCGGAGUGGAAGAAGCUGCUGAAUUUUGAUCCUGAACGUCAAAUCGCCGAUAUUUGGAGGUUUAUUGAGCACAUCCGUAUGGAAAUGGAGAAGCUCGUGCCAAGGCACAGCACACUGGAACUACGAAGAUACUCACCGUGGUUGGCCGAGUAUCACUUUAACGACCGGGAAGAAAUGCUGGAGCUACCUGGCCAGUACAACGUUGACCACAAACCGAACGUGGUCAAUCACAUCAAGAUCGUAAAGGUCCACAACCAGCUGGAGAUGUUCAAAACCUUACGGAAGCCGCUGCGAGUUCAAAUCAACGGUAGCGAUGGAAAAUCCUACGACUUCCUGGUCAAGUACGGCGAAGAUCUUCGCCAGGAUCAGCGCAUUCAGCAGCUGCUCGGAACCAUCUCAAACCAGAUGUCGUUGGACCAGCACUGCAAGGAGCAUCAGCUGUCGGUUCGAACGUACGAAGUGGUUCCAAUAAGGUCCAACUUUGGCAUUCUUGGUUGGAUUCCGAACACUUCGUCGAUCAAAAGCAUCGCGGUACGCUCGAUGGUGCGGUUCAACACGGCAGGAGACGUGACGGACACGAUCAACCGGGAAUACAACCAGUUUCUGCUGCAGACUUCGGGCUCAACUCCGGAAAGACGACCCGGGUUGACGUUGCUCUAUGGGAAAACGGCGUCUGCGUGCACUCCCGAGAAGAUCAUGCUAAAGUUCAACGAGCUGCGCUACAAAAUCAAAGAGGACGCCCUGAAGCGUGCCCUGUUCGAGAUGGCCGUUUCGCCCGAGUCCUUCUUCAACCUGCGCGCCAACUUUGCACGCAGCCUCAUGGCGAUGAACGUGGCCUGCUGGAUUCUGGGAAUCGGCGACCGGCACACCUCGAACGUGCUGAUCGAUCGCAGCAACGGUCGGCUGGCCGGCGUUGACUUUGGCAUUGCGUUCGGAGCGGGAGCGCGUGACCAGCCGAUUCCGGAGAUGGUUCCUUUCCGGCUGACGCCGCAGUUUGUCAGCGUGAUGGAACCGAUGCGGACGGCUGGCCUGAUGCACAAAUGUUCGGUGUACACGCUGGCCUGUCUGCGAAGUUCGAGGAAGUUGCUCAAGUCGUGUUUGGAGGUGUUUGUUCGUGAGCCCACGCUGGAUUGGUUGGACGCUGCCCGGUAUCGGUUCCAGCAGGAUGAAAACAAGGCUGCGUUUGCGUGGGAUCCGCAGACUAGGAUAAAUAUUGCCAUACGGAAGUUGAACGGAGCGAAUCCGAAGGUGCUCGUGGCGGAAGAGUUAAGGCUGGGGCAGGUCGCGCAGAAUCCGGAAUAUUUGGCGGGAUAUUUGAAGCUGCUGCAGGUGAGCGUGCCGAAUUUGGAGGAGGGGAAUUUGUCCGUUGAGCAGCAGGUCGAGUGCUUGCUGCAGAUGGCCACUAGCGGGUCGAUUUUGGGAAUUGCUUACGCCGGAUGGUUCCCGUGGUUCUAAGGUAUUUUUGGUGUUAUUUUGAUUAUUAAACGUAUCUUGUUAUUCAAA
This is a messenger RNA of Culex pipiens pallens (northern house mosquito), 12173 nucleotides long. RefSeq names its product DNA-dependent protein kinase catalytic subunit-like. The record is from RefSeq and is a predicted model, not a curated record. Gene Ontology annotation, cellular component: nucleus. The transcript has 8 exons. Gene Ontology annotation, molecular function: protein binding; DNA-dependent protein kinase activity. The coding region runs from base 126 to 12125 and encodes 3999 amino acids. Lineage: Eukaryota; Metazoa; Arthropoda; Insecta; Diptera; Culicidae. Gene Ontology annotation, biological process: intrinsic apoptotic signaling pathway in response to DNA damage; double-strand break repair via nonhomologous end joining; telomere maintenance.